Molecule: messenger RNA, 1876 nt
Organism: Halichondria panicea
Lineage: Eukaryota; Metazoa; Porifera; Demospongiae; Suberitida; Halichondriidae
Product: probable E3 ubiquitin-protein ligase IRF2BPL
Exons: 1
Coding region: 52-1650 (532 amino acids)
Biological process (GO): regulation of transcription by RNA polymerase II
Cellular component (GO): nucleus
Molecular function (GO): transcription corepressor activity
Source: RefSeq, a predicted model, not a curated record
UAGUACUGCAGCAAUUUUAAUUCUAGUGCAAGAAAAGUGUAAUUUUUAGCAAUGACAACUGUCAUGAUGGCUACAACGAACCAUGCUGCUCCGGCUGCGACACACAAAUGCUUCUUAUGUGAAGUUCCUCGAGGGCCUUGGGCUAUGCUCUACGAUUUUUCCGAGCCCGUUUGCAGAGCCUGCUGCAACUACGAAGGUGUAGACAAAAUCAGUGAGGUUAUUGAGAAAGCAAAACAACUGAGAAAAACUUUUGAUGUUCCACCACAGAGAAGUAUAAAUCUGCAGCAACAUUCACCUCCUGCAAUGCCUCAGAACCAUUUAAACAGUCCCCAUGAACAGCAAGUGCUUGGAUUCAUGCCGGCAGUGACCGUUGGUGGAGUUACAAGACCUGUAGUAGCUCACAACCACCUAAGACACCAUCCUUCUUCUCCUGCAUACAUGAUUAGCUCCAGAGAUGGAAUGGGAAAAGUGCAUGUUGUCUCUCCUGUACCUACUAGCAAGAGUAUCCCUGGAUUUGCUGCAAUACCGACAAUGGCCCAGCAGAAUUUUGCAGCACAGAUGCAGAGAGUGAAUGGAGCAGUUGCUCCCACUUCAGUAUAUUCUCUUCACAACAACAAAGUUCAUUUUCCAACUGAUGUUAUUCCUACUCCUGACAGUACUACUCAGAGAUUUGCUCAAAUUCAAGACACUCUAAACACUCUUUCGAAAUCUCCUCCAUUUCGUGUUCGAUUCAGCAAAGAUCAUUCUCUUAUCGGUCGAGUUAUUGCAUUCGAUGCUGUCUGCCGAGGUUCCGAUUAUGAGCUUAAAGUUUUCAUCGAGUAUCCCGUUGGAAGUGGUACCGUUUUUCAGAGUGCAUCUGGUGCGGGAAGACAGAUGUACGGCGAGUUUCGAGAGCGACUUGGCAUCGGCGGUGGAUUUCGAGGAGCUUCUUCGAACGGCUACAAAGAUCUCGAAUUUGAGCGAUUGAACGGUGAAGAUGACUGGAAAGUUCUCGGUGAGCUUCUAACCGAAGAAGUUCGUUUUUUCAGAGGCUCCAUGAAGAAAGAUCUCUUACCUACUCCCUUCCUCGACCCUAAGUUCCCUGAACUUCCUCCUGCUACAUUGAAUGCAACGAGAGGGUUCCUCAAAAACAACCUUCUAAACCGCAAGAGAAAAUCGUCAAGUGAAGACCGAGAUGGAAGUGAUUCAAGAAAAGAACGAAAGAUUGAAGCUGUAAAUGGCUCGCCUGAAAACCGUGGCAGUCGCUCUCCCAGUUCUCCCUCUAAAUCCCCUCACCAGUUAAAUGGUCACAGUCACAGUCACAGUCCUAGUCCUCUGGGCAGCCCCACCGAUCGCAAGAGUCCGCACAGUCCCUCAUCUCAAGGCCGAGGUUCUGUAAGCCCAGCUGCAAUGCCGACCACAAACGGUGACGUACAUAUGCACUGCCUACUCUGUCACCGAACCCUGGAAGACACAAGAUUCGUACAAUGCCCCUCAAAGCACUCUCACAAAUUUUGUUUCAACUGCUCUGCAGAAAGCAUAAAAACUCAAUCCUCGAACUCAUCCGAUGUGUACUGCCCUAGUGGCAUGAAAUGUCUUGUAGCUGGCAGCUCAACUCCAUGGGCUUUCAUGGAACAAGAGAUCAAAACUAUCUUAGUUGCUAAUGCAUAAUUUUUGAGUUACUGUGUUGUACAAUCACUGUGUUUUUUUGUCUUGAGUAUUUUUUUCAUAACAUACCUCAGUCACAGGGAGCAAAUCUGUGUAUACAUGCACCUAGCAACUUUAAAAUCACUGUCAAUAUAUAUUUAAAGCAAGUACCAAGUGCUCUUUUUACCAUUUGUGUUGUUGAUUUCAGACCAUUCAUGCUAAGAAAAAAAUUUUCUUAUAAAGUCUAAAA